Messenger RNA from Lemur catta (Ring-tailed lemur), 2416 nucleotides. It is a transcript of the gene SLC44A3, whose product is annotated as solute carrier family 44 member 3. The coding region runs from base 46 to 2001 and encodes 651 amino acids. Gene Ontology annotation, cellular component: membrane. Gene Ontology annotation, molecular function: transmembrane transporter activity. The transcript has 15 exons. Lineage: Eukaryota; Metazoa; Chordata; Mammalia; Primates; Lemuridae. The record is from RefSeq and is a predicted model, not a curated record. Gene Ontology annotation, biological process: transmembrane transport.
CGGGCGCGGCGCUCCCAGUCCCCGGGCCCAGCCGCCGAGCGCGCCAUGCACUGCCGGGGCGCCCGCUGCCUGGUUUCUGCAGAGAGCACCCCCAGGCAAAGAGAGUGGCGACCCCAGAUUUAUAGGAAAUGCACAGAUACGGCAUGGUUAUUCCUGUUCUUUCUCUUUUGGACUGGUUUGGUGUUCAUCAUGGGCUACUCGGUGGUGGCUGGAGCAACAGGAAGGCUCCUCUUCGGCUAUGACAGCUUUGGCAACGUGUGUGGCAAGAAGAACUCGCCAGUGGAGGGGGCCCCUCUUUCAGGGCAGGACAUGACCCUGAAGAAACACGUGUUCUUUAUGAAUUCCUGCAACCUAGAAGCGAAAGAUGUGAGGCUCAGCCCCACGGCCCUCUGCGUCUCCAGCUGUCCUGAAGAGCAGCUCGACACCCUGGAAGACGUCCAACGCUUUGCACACUCCAGUGGGUCCUUUCUGUGUGUUUAUAGUUUGAAUUCCUUCAACUACACCCAGAGGCCAAAAGCAGACUUGUGCCCCAGGCUACCAGUUCCGCCAAGCAAGUCUUUUCCCUUGUUUAACCGAUGCAUCCCUCAAACACCUGAGUGCUAUUCCCUAUUUGCAUCCGUUUUGUUAAAUGAUGUUGACACCCUCCAUCGGAUUCUAAGUGGAAUAAUGUCUGGAAAAGAUACAAUCCUUGGCCUGUGUAUCCUCGCAUUAGCCUUGUCUUUGGCCAUGAUGUUUACCUUCCGAUUCCUCACCACCCUUCUGGUUCACAUUUUCAUUUCAUUGGUUAUCUUGGGAUUGUUGUUUGUCUGCGGUGUCUUGUGGUGGCUGUAUUAUGACUACACCAAUGACCUCAGCAUAGAAUUGGACACGGAAAGGGAAAAUAUGAAGUGCGUGCUGGGGUUCGCUAUUGUAUCCACAGUCAUCACGGCAGUCCUGCUUGUCUUGAUUUUUGUUCUCAGAAAGAGAACAAAAUUGGCAGUCGAGCUUUUCCAAGUCACAAAUAAAGCCAUCAGCAGCUCUCCUUUCCUGCUGUUCCAGCCACUGUGGACAUUUGCCAUCCUCAUUUUCUUCUGGGUCCUCUGGGUGGCUGUGCUGCUGAGCCUGGGGACGGCAGGCGCUGCCCAGGUUAUUGAAGGUGGCCGAGUGGAAUAUCAGCCUCUCCUGGACAUUCGGUGUAUGUGGUGGUACCAUUUAAUUGGCCUCAUCUGGACUAGCGAGUUCAUCCUUGCAUGCCAGCAAAUGACUAUAGCUGGGGCAGUGGUGACUUGUUACUUCAACAGAAAUAAAAAUGACCCUCCCGAUCGUCCGAUCCUUUCGUCUCUCUCCAUUCUUUUUUGCUACCAUCAAGGAACAGUCGUGAAAGGGUCGUUUUUAAUCGCUGUGGUGAGGAUUCCAAGAAUCAUUCUCACGUGCAUUUAUAACGCUCUGAAAGAGAAGCGCAGAGCAUCAUCGCGGUGCAUGUUCAGAUGCUGCAACGGCUGUUUCUGGUGUCUUGACAAAUACCUGCGCCAUCUCAACCAGAAUGCAUAUAUUGCAACUGCCAUUAAUGGGACAGAUUUUUGUACAUCAGCAAGAGAUGCAUUCAAAAUCUUGUCCAAGAAUUCAAGUCAUUUUACAUCUGUUAACUGGUUUGGAGACUUCGUCAUUUUUCUAGGAAAGGCGUUGGUGGUGUGUUUCACUGUUUUUGGAGGACUGAUGGCAUUUAACUACAACCGUGCACUCCAGGUGUGGGCAAUCCCUCUGUUACUGGUAGCUUUUUUUGCAUACUUAGUAGCCCAUAGUUUUUUAUCUGUGUUUGAAACUGUGCUGGAUGCACUUUUCCUGUGUUUUGCUGUUGAUCUGGAAACAAAUGAUGGAUCAUCGGAAAAGCCCUACUUUAUGGACCAAGAGUUUUUGAGUUUUGUAAAAAGGAGCAACAAACUGAACAGUACGAGUGCACAGCAAGACAGGAAUUCUUUAAGGAAUGAAGAGGGAACAGAGCUCCGGCCCAUUGUGAGAUAGGUGCCCAGUAGAUAUUUGUACCUGGAAAAAGUUUCCUCUAAGAGCCAUUUACAGAAUAAAAGACAAAACUAUUAGAGAAAAGUUAGAACUAAAAAAAAAAAAAAAGGCAAGACUUGAUAGACUCUAUUCUUUCUUAUUGUUUUUGUCAUUAAUGUUUGACCAGAUUACAAUACUGGAGCCAUAAAAGUUUACAACCUAUUUUUGUACCAAUUAGGACAGACUUUUAAAACCAUGUUUAUAUGUGUCAGUUAAAAAGCACAAUAUAUAAAAACUGCGAUUUGUUUUUAAGGGUACAACCAAUAAACCUUUUUAAGAAAAAGAUUUUGUUAGCAGAAAUCUCUGGAAUAUUGUGAGUAUUAUUGUGGUGUUUUUUGUUUUGUUCUGUUCUGUUCUGUUUUGUUUUUCAGUAGAGAGG